AUGUCGAAUAUAUUAUCAGUCUUCAAUCCUCCUCCAUCGCGAGAUCUAUCAUCAGAUGAAAUAGGCAAAAAAUGUAUACCCUGCACAGCAGUCCAAUCAAUAGCUGCUCUCAUUGGUGGAUUUUGGUUUAGUUCUCCUAAUCAAUUCAAAGAUAAGGUAACAGGAAAGAUUGAUCUUAAGAAAAAUCCCUUGUGGUGGCAAAGGUCGGUUAGAGGGUCAGGGAUAGUAUUGUUUGGGUUGGGUGCAUAUCGUGCUGGAGAGGUUAUUCAGAUGUUAUUACAUGAUAGGUUGGAAUGA
Molecule: messenger RNA, 297 nt
Organism: Hemisphaericaspora subhashii
Lineage: Eukaryota; Fungi; Ascomycota; Pichiomycetes; Serinales; Debaryomycetaceae
Exons: 1
Coding region: 1-297 (98 amino acids)
Source: RefSeq, a predicted model, not a curated record